Messenger RNA from Salmo salar (Atlantic salmon), 10840 nucleotides. RefSeq names its product zinc finger protein 462-like. The record is from RefSeq and is a predicted model, not a curated record. NCBI's taxonomy places the organism in Eukaryota, Metazoa, Chordata, Actinopteri, Salmoniformes, Salmonidae. Gene Ontology annotation, cellular component: nucleus. Gene Ontology annotation, biological process: positive regulation of transcription by RNA polymerase II.
GCACCCUCUGGUGCUUGCUAGUCUCCAAAACUUAUUUGUGUUGCCUGCUUUGCAGAUUGUCUUCCUUGUCUCUGUGGUUGCUCAUUAUUCAGAGACAGGCGGAUCUCAGGUCAUCUGCAGCUGCAGCAACGGAGAAGCAGGAAAGAUGGCGAUCAUCCAUUAGACCGGACGCACGCAUGAAAUACAGGACAACUUUUAGGAAGAAGAUCGCUUCUCCACCAGAAGAAGACAUACCUGUUUCCCUGAUUUUCCAGGGAGUCCUCAGCGAUGGAGGUGCUACAGUGCGAUGGCUGUGACUUCCGUGCUGAGUCGUACGACGACCUCAAGACCCACAUCCAGGAUGUACACACGGCCUUCCUGCAGCCCACUGAUGUUGGAGACGGAGAGGGGGACGGGAGUCCCUGCCAGUCCAGGUCAGACUCUCUGAACUCCCCCAACCAGACAGAGGGGGAGGAAGAGCAGAAUAAAUCUCCACAAACUGAAACGGACUUUUCAAGUUCGAACCAAAUGCCAUACAGCAAGUCAGCAAACCAUCCCAACAAAACUGCAAACCAGUUAUUCCAGUGCAAAAUCUGUGUUCGUUACUUCAGAUCAAAAUGUCUGUUGUCUGAACACACCAAGAAGGUACAUGGAACCUCACUAAGUGGCGGGAACUCACCAGCCUCCCAUACAUCCAAACAGUCCAACUAUAACAUCGUUAUCCAUGACAGUCUUGGGAAAGUGUUCUCCUGCCAGUAUUGUACAUACAAGUCUCCACGCAAAGCCAGGAUCCUGAAGCACCAGAAGAUGUAUCAUAAAGGAAAUCUGGACCCCCCAGAAUCUCUGUCUGAGGCUGUUGAUGACCCUGAGGCAUUAUCGUCCGAGGAACCCAGUGAGGAACUAGCAGAGGAUGUGGUAGAGCGUGGUAUCCUAGAGUCCAUGGUUAAACCUCUGGGGAAGUCAAGGGGAAACCAAGAGCUUCGAAGAGAGUGGUGUGACAACAUGAUGAAAAAGCACCGCAACAUGGUGAAAAUGAUCUCAACCAUCCAGCCGGGUGGAGAAGGAGAAGGAAGCACAGGCUCAUCUAAAUCUGAUUCCCCCUCCUCCCCCAGAAGCCCUCCUAACUCCAAAAUGGUUUUCAAAGACCUGAGUGGCAAUGAAGGCUCCUCUGUAGUCAACUCCUCAGUUUUCAAGCUCAACAAGCCUGCCUCUGGGAUAUCACCCUAUCAGUAUUCACAGAUUCAAUCGGUAGCGCCCAACAGCACGGGAUCCUCCAUUUUGUCUGACAGGUCCACCUUCGUCAUGUCCGAUGUUUCCAACUGUGCCAUGGAGAUGGAUUUAAGUAUGCUUGACGACUCCAGGAGCACCUCUGAGGAAGAUGACGAGGAACUGGGUGAUGAGGAUGAUCCCAAUUACACCGAUCCCUUGUCAACUGGGGAUUCUGCCAAGCAGCUUCUGUCCGAAGAGGAUAACAAGAUGCUGGAGACUAAAGGGAUACCAUUCAGAAGGUACAUGAACAGGUUCCAGUGUCCUUUCUGCUCUUUCCUCACCAUGCAUCGCAGAAGCAUCUCCCGUCACAUUGAGAACAUACACCUAUCUGGGAAGACGACAGUAUACAAGUGUGAUGAGUGCCCCUUUAUCUGCACCAGCCCUCUCAAGUUAGGCACGCACAAGCAAAGUCACUCCUCAGACUGGGACACCAUGGACCUGACCAGUGAAAGCCCAGGUCCUCAGAAUAACGAGACACCAGAAUCAGUGAACGGAGGAAACGUCGCUGCUUCCAAAGUCAAUGGGAAAAAGCUAAGUAAUGUGGGCAAUGAUCUAAACCAGCAAAAUCCUCAUCGCUGUACACUCUGUAGCUUCUCGACAACCACGCUGAAAGGGCUGCGAGUUCACCAGCAACACAAGCACUCCUACUGUGACGACAUGCAAGCUGCCAGCUUGGAAGGCUCUACAAAUGAGCAGCAGGACUUGGAAUUGGAAACAUUCUCCAGUUCUCCGAGCCAGGUACAAAAAACACAGACUUCAAUUCUAGGACUUGGAUCCAAAAAGCACUUAACUGGGAAAACUGCAAGGAAGUCCAUCAAUGAUCUACCUUUGGAUCUGUCCCCAGUCAAGAAGAGAACUAGGAUUGAUGAAAUUGCCAACAACCUUCAGAGCAAGAUCAGUCAACAACAGGAGGAUCUGGUGAUUAAUCUGGAAGAAAUGGAUGAUGAAGAGGAAGGAGAGCUCAACAUGAACGAAGAUGCAGGCAGAGACAAGGAGGAGAACAACAGCGAGAGUAAAAAUCAUGGCUACGUUUACAACAAGCUUUACGAAGGUCGGGUGGGUAAAAGAAAAAGAACCCUCACGUCAAAGCUAAGAAACAUUCCCAUCGCAAUGACACUCUCUGACGAUGAGGACAAGGAGUCUGUUGAUCUUAAAGCGGAUCUCCAAGACCAGAGCAGCCAAGACAGCCGGGACACUUCUUUCCAGGAGAACCUCGACUAUACAGAGGACUCAGGGAUGGCACGAUUCUAUUGCAAGCACUGUGACUACCAUAACAAGUCAGCCCGCAGUGUGAGCACCCACUACCAGAGAAUGCACCCCUACAUUAAGUUUAGCUUUAGAUACAUCCUCGACCCUGAGGACCAAAGUGCCGUAUUUCGUUGUCUGGAGUGCUUCAUCGAAUACACCAACUUCAACAACCUUCAUGAGCACUACAUGGAUCACCACCCAGAAGCCAGCAAUGUGCUGAACUUCAACCAGCCAGAUUUGGUGUACAUGUGCCGCUUUUGUUCGUACACAAGUCCAAACGUCAGAAGCUUGAUGCCCCAUUACCAAAGAAUGCACCCUGAGGUGAAAAUAAACAACGCUAUGAUCUUCUCGAGUUACGUGGUGGAACAACAGCACAAGGGAGCAGAAUCUCAAACGCUGAGAGAAAUUUUAAAUUCCGGUCCCAAGAGUUUCACAUGUAGCUCCUCCACUUCCACACCCAAGUCCUCGUCCAGUCCUGUGCUCAAAAGUGUUGCAAAGACACAAGAUUCAAGCUCUGAGACAGAGGCCCUGAAAGAGGUUGGUAAUGUUGUGGUCUAUGACUGUGACAUAUGCUCCUUUGCUAGCCCUAACAUGCACUCUGUAUUGGUUCACUAUCAGAAAAAGCACCCAGAGCAAAAGGCCUCAUAUUUCCGCAUUCAGAAAACCAUGAGAGUUACCACAGUCGAUAGGCCACAGUCAGCAGGCAACUCUUCUUACAACAUCAAUAUACCAACCCCUGCUAAGUCGCCAAGCGCCGCCAUGCCAUUUGGUACAGAUGAGGAGAUAUACUACUGUAAACAUUGUGUGUACAGCAACCGCUCUGUAGUGGGAGUUCUUGUCCAUUAUCAAAAGAGACAUGCAGAAAUAAAGGUGACUGCGAAAUACAUCAAGCACGCCGCUCCCACCUCUGGGUUGAUGAAACUAAUGGAUGAGCUUCAGAUUGCACCCCCAAAGCAGUUUCUCAAACAGUUCAACAACAAUGGAUUUGAUGGGUCCAGCAAUUCUCACGCUAGAGUUGUCACAGAGAAAGGAGAAGCAGAGAUGCUUUUCUUCUGUCAGCACUGUGACUACGGGAACCGCACUGUAAAAGGAGUGCUUAUUCACUACCAGAAGAAGCACAGGGACGCAAAGUCCAAUGCUGACCUUGUACGCCGGCACACUGCAGUGGUCCGCAGUCAAAGAGAGCGAGCGCAGAUGGGCCAGUCAGGCACUACCGCCUCUGCCAUAGCCCCUGCUGCUCCCACCGAGACCGAGGCAUCCUCCGGAUGUCUUCGCUCACUGAAGUGCAGGCACUGCUCUUAUACAUCUCCAUACGUGUACGCAUUGAAGAAGCACCUGAAGAAGGAUCAUCCUACUGUGAAAGCCACAGCCAUGACCAUUUUACACUGGGCGUACCAAGAUGGCAUCCUGGAGGCUGGUUAUCACUGUGAGUGGUGCAUCUACUCCCAUGCGGAACCCAACGGGCUGCUAAUGCAUUACCAAAGACGCCACCCAGAGCACAAUGUUGACUACACGUACAUGGCCAGCAAGCUGUGGGCUGGGCCUGAUACUACCGCCUCCCAGCCAGGGGGGAACGCUGGGGACAGUAAGCACUACCAAUGCAGAGAUUGUGCCUUCGAGGCGUGCUCCAUCUGGGAUAUUACCAACCACUACCAAGCUGUCCACCCCUGGGCCGUCAAAGGGGAUGAGUCUGUGCUAUUGGACAUAAUCAAAGGUCCAAGAUCCCAAGAGAAAGUCCACCCCUCAAUGGCUAAAGGACCACCUUUCACUUUUCUUCCAACUGCUCACGAUGAAGGACCACUGGAUAUCCCUACCUCACCUCAAGAGCACCAACACCACCAAUACCAUCCCAGGCUCUCCCACACAAGCAACUCGAUCUCCAACAACCCCUACCAGUGCACUGUAUGUCUGUCUGAGUAUAACAGCCUACAUGGACUUCUGACACACUAUGGCAAAAAACACCCAGGCAUGAAAGUCAAGGCGGCUGACUUCGCACAAGAAGCUGAUAUAAAUCCAAGUUCGGUUUACAAGUGCCGACACUGUCCAUAUGUGAAUUCACGCAUCCAUGGAGUUCUUACUCAUUACCAGAAGAGGCAUCCAUUGGUGAAAGUCACCGCUGAGGACUUUGCGGAUGACAUCGAGCAGGUUAAAGAUAUAACUGAAGUGGAUGACAAGUGCAAGACCCAAAGACAGGGUUAUGGAGCAUACAGAUGCAAAAUGUGUCCGUACACUCAUGGAACAUUGGAGAAACUGAAAAUUCACUAUGAAAAAUAUCACAAUCAACCAGCUUCAGAUAUGUUCAAGCCUUCCCACGUGCCAUAUUCCACUGUGAAAGAUGAGGUGGUCGCUGAAUGCAGUGCCACAAGUGUAUCAUCAGAGGUACAAGAGGUUAGCGAAUUCAAACUUGCUCUCACCCAGUUCCCUAUCAACAAAGGAGAGACCCAUGCUGUGUUUAGGUGUCAGCUCUGCAAGUACUUCUGCUCAACCAGAAAAGGCAUAGCUCGACACUACCGCAUCAAGCACAACAACGUCAGAGCUCAACCGGAAGGCAAGAACAACGUCUUCAAGUGUGCUCUCUGUUCAUACACCAAUCCAAUUCGCAAAGGCCUGGCGGCACAUUACCAGAAACGUCAUGACAUUGAUGCUUAUUACACACAUUGCCUGGCAGCCUCCAAGACUUUGACGGAGAAGCCCAGUAAAGUGGUUGUGCCCGUGGCAUCGGAGGCUGAAGGGUCGGAGCUGAGCGAGGAGCUACGAUUGGCCGUGGAGAGGAGGGAGUGUUCGCUCUGUGCGUUCCAGGCCUUCAGCAGGAAGAGCAUAGUUUCACACUACAUCAAACGCCAUCCAGGAGUCUUCCCCAAGCGGCAACACACCAGCAAGCUCGGACGCUACUUCACUGUGCUCUAUGCCAAAGAACCUGAACAUGUUGAAGAGGUAACAGAAGUGGUGGAGGUUGAACCGAAGCCCGAACCAGAGGGAGAGGUUGCCGAGUGGCUGCCUUUCAAGUGUUUAAAAUGCUUCCAGCAAUUCAGCACGGUGAGACUUCUCUCCAUGCACUACAAUGAUCAUCACAGUGGCAAGGACCACAAACAGGACUUUGUCAUCCACCCCAGCCUCACGGAAGAUGGGAUGGAGACAGAACUCUAUCAGUGUUCCCACUGCGAGUUGAAGUUCCUGGGCCUUCCUCUCCUCAGCACUCACCUGAUGAACCAUAACGAGGAGUUCCAGAAGAGGGCGAUGCGGCAAGAGAGGAGGAAACAGCUCCUUAGCAAGCAGAAGUCGUCCGAGCCACCGGAAACAAAGCCUGAGAAACUGGUGAAUAAUGCUGACAAAGCACCGAUUGGCUACAGGUGUAACUUCUGUGUGGAGGUCCACCCUACUCUCAGAGCCAUCUGUAACCACCUGAGGAAACACGUCCAGUACGGGGAGGUCAAAGAGGGCCAUGUCAAGCAGGAAGUCGCAGAUGUGCCGUUGUCCACCAUCCCGGCUGAGAGCAGCCUCACUAACGGGGAGGUGGAAGAGGUGACCAACGACUCUGUCAUGGAGUCAGUCCCCAAGGACCUGACGAUGGUGGCCGCUGCGAUGUGCCCGGUGGUCGCCGGGGCUGCUGUUGCCAUGGAGACGGCAGAGAUGGCAGUUGGGAUGUCACCGGUGGUUGGGGCGGCGGUGUUGCCCGUUGACCAGGUGAAGGAGAGGCCUAUUGGGGGACACCCGUGUGCCCAGUGCGACCGUGUCUUCAUGUCCAUGCAGGGGCUGAGGUCCCACGAGAGGAGCCACUCAGCCAUGGCCAUGUUCACCAGAGAGGACAAGUACAGCUGCCAGUACUGCCAGUUUGUCUCCCCCUUCAGACACAAUCUGGACAAACAUGUGCAGUCUCACCACAGGCACCACAAGCCGUUCAGAUGCAAGCUCUGUCCUUUUAAGUCUGCUUACCUGAGCCGAUUGAAGAGUCAUCUGCACAAAGCACACCCAGGCGAGAACACGUAUAAGUGCUUGUCCUGCCCCUUCUCCUCAAUGACUAUCAGCCAACUGAAGGAGCACUCUCUGAGGGACCAUGGACAGGCCCUGACCCUCCCCAAGCUGCGCGCUGGCACUACCACCCACACCCAGGUUCCCCAGGCCGGCCACGCCCCCCAGAUCAGGCCCUUCAGGCUGGGCUCAGAUCCUCACCAGACACCCCUGACCUCUGACCUUGACGACGGUGGGUACCUGCAUGAGACAGCGGACGUGAGGCGGCAGCUCAGUCACUACCAGGUGGCGUCUCGUAGUCAUGUGACAUCCUCCAGCCCCACCGCCCGGCCCCAGGCUGCGAGCUCUGACACCCGGCCGGACGGCAUCCUGACCUGUGAGUUCUGUGAGUUCAGUUCGGGAUACAUGCAGAGCCUGAGACGCCACUACAGAGACCGACACGGAGGCAAGAAGCUGUUCAAGUGCAAAGACUGCUCCUUCUUCACCUGCUCCAAGUCGACAUUCACCAUGCAUGUGGAAGCAGGACACACUGUGGUUCCUGAGGAGGGUCCCAAAGACCUACGCUGUCCCCUCUGUCUCUACCACACCAAAUACAAGAGCAAUAUGAUCGACCACAUCGUCCUGCACAGGGAGGAGCGUGUGGUGCCCCUGGAAGUGUCUCGCUACAAGCUGUCUCGCCACCUGGCCGGCGGGGUGUUCCACUCCAGCAACCAGAGCCUGCAGAUGCACAUCACCAAGCACGACGAGAUGAAACCCUACCAGUGCCAGCUGUGCUACUACGACAGCAGGCAGCGCUACCAGCUGGAGACACAUCUCCGAGACGAGCACAAGGUGAUCCGUAACUUUGAGUUGAUGGGGCAGGUCAACCUGGAUCAGCUGGAUGCUAUAAAGGAGAGGGACAGUAGUGCCGAGGAGGAAGAGGAGAGAGAGGAGGAUGGAUUAGGAGCGAUGGAGGAAGAGAUUGUGGAGGAUGAAGUGGAGAUGGAGGAGAGUAUGGAUGAAGAGCUAGAGCAGAAGGAGAAGAGGAUUGAAGAGGAAGGGGCAGAAAAGCCAGCUCCAAAAGACGUCCCAGUAGUUUCCCCCAGCAGCAGCAGUGUGACUGCCUCCGCUGAAAAGCGCUUCCCCUGUGAGUUCUGUGGUCGCUGCUUCACUAACAGCAUAGAGUGGGAACGACACGUCCUCCGACACGGCAUGACUGUUACCAACAGCAGAACAGACACUAGCACCACCCCAGCAAUAGACGCAUCAGCCUCAGCUCUGCCUUCUAUUGGCUCGUCGACCAUUGGGACGAUGACGGACAGAGGAGUGGACCUAUCUAGCAACGGCAUGGAAGUGGAGAAAGAAUAUGCCUCCGACCUAUUACAGAGUAGUAACAAUCUGAAUGAGGAAGACAACAAAGAAAUGCUUGAAACCAAAAAAUGACAUAUAAGAAGAUGGAAGAGAAGAGUACUGGGGCCUAACAUUGUAGUCACUUUGCUAGAGACUAUACAUUAGGUUGGAUUGAUAUUGAUAUUGGGUUGUGUAUCAAAAAUAGGCUGCUAAAGAAAGAAAAUAAAAUUAUGGGAACAAAAAAGAAUGAUCACCUUUUGGAGUAUUGUUAGAUUUUAAGUGUUACAUAUUGGAAACUAUAGGCUGUGUUACAUCCUACAUUUUUUAAAUGGCUGAACCUUAAAAUGAGUCAAUGGUCCCAUAGGACAGAUGUUAAUAUAUUGGUAACCAAUAGUGAAUGUUACUGUAAAGCACACAUUAUGGUCAAAUCUGCAGUUUCUACAGUUCAAAGUCCUAGUUCAUGUCUACUAACUACAAUAUUUUGUAGAAAGAAAGAGUGGGUCACAUUUCCCAAAAACGUGUUUGAAGUUGUGGGAAGAAAUGUUGGGAAAACAUUUUUGAAAUUGGGGGAAUUUUCUUUUUAGAUAUACGUAGAUAUACUGACCCCUUGGAAGUUCCAAACGAGGGGUUCUAUAAAUAUAGAUAACCUACUGUAUGAGCUACCACAUUUAGUUCCCUGACCCCCUUUUAACCUCACUGCUACCAACAAGAUCCUAAUAUACUUAUAAUCCCAUCAUCUAGUGUUGUAAUGUUGAGAGACAGGCUGUGUGUGAGAGAUGACUCACCAUGAUCUGGGCCUGUAUUCAUAAAACAUUUCAGAGUAGGAGAGCUGUUUUGCCUUUUAGACCAAACUGAAUAUGAUUAUAUGGACAGGGGGGGGGGGCUGAUCCUAGAUCUGUCUUCUCAACUGUCACUCUCCACCCCGUCCAUACUAGCUGUAAAACAUACAGUAAAACAUACAGUAGAACGGUUUCUGUGAUUUGACCCGGAUGAUAACUUUACAUUAGUUAAUUUUUAGCCUUGUGUUAUUAAUCAAGUAGAAUCAUUCCUUGAGGAAUAGUUGCACCUUAUUUGUCUAUAGUAUAUUUCAAACGUUGAUUUGUUACAUUUUUAGAAUAUUGACUUGACUUUUGCCCCAAAGUUUAUAUAUAGCAAAUUGUUAUAUACAAUAGUACCCUUGAAUAUGAUCAAUAUGCCUUCAGCCUUAGGCAUUCCCAGCACUUCCACUCUUUAAUACUGCUUUUAUUGUCUAUUGUCCAUCUUCUGACAGUUGUAAAUUUGAACGUGAACUGACACAAAUGUCCACCCAAAAUGAUAACCAGCAGUUAAAUCAAUAACGUUUAUUAUUGUGGCAUUGAUUGGUUUCCUUGUUAUUUUGGUUUAUCGAUAACAAGUUAGAUGUUGUUGUAAAACCUGCACUGUAGUCUGUGAUACAGUACAUGUCACCAAUGUCAGAAGAACAUAGAGAGAAUACUGUACAUCCUGAAGCUAUAGUUUCUCUUUCUGACAUUAACAUGGGGAAAAUGGCAUGAUGUAAGCAGAUAAUUCACUUCAUCAACAGAUAAUUGUGACAGCAUUUAUAAGAGAACGUGUAAGUAUGCUAGAGAAACGGAUUAUAAAUGUGACUGACCAGCAAUGUGAAAGUACAACACUUAGGUGUUUAACUUACAUUUUGCAGUGUAAAGUGCUGUAUUCUAUGAUUCUAUUAUUGUGUAUGAAGAUGAUUCUGAAGAGUCUGUUCUUCUGUAUGCUUCUUUUUAGACUACGCUGUUUUGACCAAUAAGGCAGAGAUUGUAUAUGUUAGAAGUUGCUGCUCAAAUACCCCAAAGCCUUAUUAGAAUAAUGAAUAGCAAUUAUUUCAAGCUUCGUCAAUAGAAAUGCUUUCUUUCCAACACUGGUUGGUUGGAACCGAUACAAACCAAUACAAAGUGAUUGACAGUGUAUCUGUAAUAUGACUCCUUCGAGCCAUCAAAGGAGAAACGCAAAAAAUGGAAAUGUGCUCUUGGUACCAAAAUAUUUAGCUGGCUAUGUUUGCUACAAUGUUCUUUCCUGAGUAACGAACCAUUGUUGCAAAGGGGGUCGGAACCCAGAGACAUAAAUACAUGUAUAUGUGGCUCUGGUAAAAUCCUAGUCCCCUAUAGGGUGCAUUCCGAGAGUCAUGCAUGUACGUAUGUGAUAUGCAGUUGUGUAUAGAAAAACAAACUACUUGUCAAGUGUUUGAAACUGUGGUGUUUCAGAAAGGAAAUGUUUACCUUUUUCCUUUAGGUGUUGGUCUCAUAUUAAACAAAUAAACAAAACAAAAAGAUCAAGUAAAAAGAUUUUAAAAAAACUUUGGAGUGAGCUGUUUUUCAGACUCCCAAAUCAAAAUGUUAUAAUAAGCUGUUGUACAACGUCUGGUUGAUAAGAAAUAUGUCUUCUUUUAUUUUGUACCUUUAAAAACAACAACAUGGGGGUGAUUUGGUGCUGAAUCUUUUACCCCUCCUCCUCCUAUCCUUUAAAAGGACUAGCUUAGCUUUUUAAACAUUAACCCAUAGAGAAAUGUUUGUUUGAGGAAAUAAGCUUUUUGAAGUGGGGUUAAUUUGGGAUUUUGUGAGGUGGUUGGAACUGUCCUGUCUCUCUGUAUCCCAAAUUGGCUGCUUUUCCAUUGUCCAUUUUUAAUAGACAUCUGUUAAAUACUCACUGUAUUCAGUGUCCCACUGUACCAUAAGGUGGCGGGACUUUGUUGGUUGUUGGUCUCACCCCUUCCUCCCACCUCCCAAUUGAACCCCUGCUCGUCAUAACACACUGGAUACUUGUAUGUACAUAUUUAGUUUGUUUCCAUGAUGUUUCUCUCCUCUUCUUCUCUUCAGACUGUUCUCUAUUGUUUGACUACCUUAGAUUCUCCAUCUUGCCUUUCUCCUGUGAAAAUCUGAUUCCUGAUGGUGGGUUGUGAUAUUACCUAGAAUGAUUGUUUACAAUUGUAUUCCAUUUUAUCUCUGGAUAUUCUGUAAAUAUUGUAACUCAUUGUCUUUUUUUAACUUGUUAAUAAAGUUAUCAGAUAACGGUA